AUGCCACAUUUCUUGUGGCCGGAGCCGCUGUCAGCCGCACAACUCAAGCGGCUAGAGGAGCACAAAUAUAGUGCCUCGGGUCGAUCCCUUUUCGAACCUCCUUGUCAGAUAUAUUGGAAUUGGCUGGUCCAACAAAUUCCAACCUGGGUAGCGCCUAAUACUCUGACUAUAAUUGGACUGGUAAUAAAUAUAGUCACAACUGUAGUGUUGGUGUUUUACUGUCCAACCGCAACAGAGGAGGUAAGUGCUUUGCGACCUUGGGGGGGAAACUUUCGAGUAGCCAUGUAGCUACACCCCAUGACGGCAUUGUAACUCUCUGAGAUCAUGUGUAACAGUGUUGCAACUCGAAUCCAUGUAACGUUACAGCGCUAUUAUUACUGUACAACUGCUCAAAUCAUCAGAAUAUUCGGUGGAAAAUGUGCACAGUCCACUAUCAAAUGUUUUGUUCCUUGAAAGUUUGUUGUUGGCUAAUAGAGUAUUGUUGUUGACUUACUACAUUUGCUUGAUUUAAAAUGCCAAAUAAGAGUUGGUGUCAAAAAGUUGCCACCCUGUUUGCGUAGCCACUCAUAAAUCAAGCGAAUAGUAAUUAAAGGUAAGGAGUACGUGUGGCAGAAUGUUUGUUCAAGGAAAACUAAAGUAAUAUUAACUUUACCUAUUGCAAGUUUGAACUUUGAUUGGAUCAUGUAAAAUAAGCAAAUAUAGAUAACAAUAGGUAAACAACUUCAACCAUAGUCAGCAAACCAAAAACAGGGGAAUACCUAGGUUUUAACCAUGCCACGUGUUCAUACUAUGACCUGUCGUCCACUUAGGUCGAUUAUCUGAAGAGAGAGAGGGUGUGUGAAUCUACCCAUUGCCUGUUUGGCUUCUUUUCCUUCCUUUGUAUAGGGUGCUUUCAGGCGCAUGCCUGUCAGGUGUUCAGAUAUGUGUUACAGUAUGUUUAUCAGUUCUAUACCUUUGUCCACCCAUCCCACAGUACAGAUUGAAAUCUCACCACUGACACAAAGUCCAGAUUCCAUCAAGCUCCAGGCAGGUUUGUGCAGCAGACAAUUCAAUGUCACUGGCCAAUUGAAAAGAUGUCAAGGGUGACCCCGUAUGCCUAUACUCAAUACAGAAGUUGCCUGAGAGCCAUUUAACUAAGAUGACUACCUGUAUACAGAAAGGGUUUUUAGGACAGGGACAGGGGUUACUGAAGAGCAGUUUGUUGUUGUUGGCAGAGGAAGGGACUGGAGAACAGAAGGAUAUCUAGAAAGAGAAAACAUUACAGUGUUUUAGGAGAGAGAAAAACGGUCAAAAUAGCUGUGGUGGACAAACCAAUGGGACAAACACACAGUUAGGCCAAUACAGUACAGUGUUCUGUCGAGAGAACACAGUUAGUACAGUGUUGUGUAGAGAGUUAACAGUUAGACAAGUGCAGUGUUGUAGAGAGAGAACACUGUGUUGUGUAGAGAGAGAGAACACAGUGUUGUGUAGAGAGAGAGAACACGGUUUUGUGUAGAGAGAGAGAGAGAACACGGUUUUGUGUAGAGAGAGAGAGAGAACACGGUUUUGUGUAGAGAGAGAGAGAGAACACGGUUUUUGUAGAGAGAGAGAGAGAACACUGUGUUGUGUAGAGAGAGAGAGAACACGUGUUGUGUAGAGAAGAGAGAGAACACGUGUUGUGUAGAGAGAGAGAGAGAACACGGUGUUGUGUAGAGAGAGAGAGAGAGCACGGUGUUGUGUAGAGAGAGAGAGAGAACACGGUUUUGUAUAGAGAGAGAGAGAGAACACGGUGUUGUGUAGAGAGAGAGAGAGAACACGUGUUUGUAGAGAGAGAGAGAACACGGUGUUGUGUAGAGAGAAGAGAGAGAACACGGUGUUUGUAGAGAGAGGAGAACACGGUGUUGUGUAGAGAGAGAGAGAGAACACGGUGUUGUGUAGAGAGAGAGAGAACACGGUGUUGUGUAGAGAGAGGGAACACGGUUGUGUAGAAAGGAAAGAGUUGUGUAGAGAACAGAGUUGUGCAGAGAGAUAAUUACAGAGUUGUAUAGAGAGAUAACAGAGUUCGGUCAGUACAGCACAGUACAUUGCAGGCGCGUAGGCACGGGUGGGCCCAGGUCACCUACUGCGGAGCCAGGCCCACCGUAUCAGAUUAGGCAACAAAAAAAUACAAGUAUGCUCUCUACUGUCAGUGUUCUAAACGGGACAUUAUUUGCCUUUUUACCUAAACAUGCAAACACCAUCAGCUAGAAUUCAUAGCAAGCAGUGCACUGGAAUGGCAUUUAGAUUAAGUGGAAUGACAUUCACUCAUGGGAUGGGUGGCCAAAAAUAACUAACUGAAAGCCACACCCCCAAUAAGCCAUGAAUAUGACUGCAUUGAGGCAUAUGUCACUGUGCUUCUAUGGCUAUACAGUGCAUUCGGAAAGUAUUCAGACCCCUUGACUUUUUCCACAUUUUGUUACGUUACAGCCUUAUUCUAAAAUGGAUUUAAAAAAAUACAAUUCCUCAUCAAUCCACACACAAUACCCCAUAAUGGUAUUUAGAAUGUUUUGCACAUUUAUUACAAAUAAAAAACCGAAAUACCUUAUUUACCUAAGUAUUCAGACCCUUUGCUAAGAGACUCAAAAUUGAGCUCAAGUGCAUCCUGUUUCCAUUGAUUGGACAUGAUUUGGAAAGGCACACACCUGUCUAUAUAAGGUCCCACAGUGCAAAAACCAAGCCAUGAGGUCGAAGGAAUUGUCUGUAGAGCUCCGAGACAGGACUGUGUCGAGGCACAGAUCUUGGGAAGGGUACAAAAUAAAUUCUGCAGCAUUGAAGGUCCCCAAGAACACAGUGGCCCCCAUUUAUUAUUAUACAGUUUGGAACCACCAAGACUCCUAGAGCUCCAGAGUUCCUCUGUGGAGUUGGGAAAACCUUCCAGAAGGACAACCAUCUCCGCAGCACUCCACCAAUCAGGCCUUUCUGGUAGAGUGGCCAGACGGAAGCCACUCCUCAGUAAAAGGCACACGACAGCCCACUUGGAGUUUGCCAAAAGGAACCUAAAGGACACUCAGACCAUGAAAAACAAGAUUCUUUGGUCUGAUGAAACCAAGAUUGAACUCUUUGGCCUGAAUGCCAAGCAUCACGUCUGGAGGACGGGUGGUGGAUGGGUUAAUAAAAUAAAAUAAGUUAGCUGUUUUCCAAAAUAAAAAAAGUUUAUUUAAAGAUAAUAAAUUGUCCCACCCAAAUUUCAUUUCUGGCUAAGCUACUGGUACAUUGUUGUGUAGAGAGAUGAUAAACACUGAGUGUUGGUUCACCCCUGAUGUCCAGAUGGCUGGUAAUACUUGAAGUCCCGGUGGUAGGAACUCACCCAGUAGAGUUCAUCUUGCCUUUACCAUACUUUGACGUGUGUAUGGUGGGGGUUGGGAGGGUCCCCUGAAUAAGUCCCCUGUGUAAAAAGCAUUCCAGGCUGGAUGAAGACACGUGUCUCAUGUGUUGUUUGUGCUUGGCACUUCAUUUCUUUCAGUCAUUAGCUGCAUGUCCUUUAUACUGAUUUGCCUUUCAAGGGAAAACACGUUAUUUAUGCUUACUACAGCUGUUUUCUAGAAAAUGUUAAACCGAGAGAAUGUAUUAUAAGAUGUCUGUUAGAGAAAACAAACCUGUGUUGAAGGAAAUAGUAAAACAUCUCAACUUGUCAAACACAAGCAACUCUCUGUUUUGCAAGAAGUGCUCAAAAUAAGAUAACUUUCCCCAAUGUGUGUCAUGGCUUUCUUCAAUCUUCACUGAUUUGAUUUGGAAACGCACCCUGCGUCUCAUGUAACCAAGUCUGUUUGUUUACUCACAGUCAGAAGACAAAGACCGAGACCUUUCCCUUCAACGGGUGAUGGUGGAGGAAAAGUUUGUGUCCUAGUUGAAAUAGAAACCAGGUUAUUCCAUCCCCUUGUUUAAUCAAAUUUCUCUCCCUCCAUUUCUCGCUCUCCUUCCCUCCCUCCGUCUCCCUUCCUCUCUCCAGGCUCCAGCAUGGGCCUUCAUCCUGAGUGCGUUGGGCCUGUUCAUCUAUCAGUCGCUGGAUGCCAUCGAUGGGAAGCAGGCCCGGAGGACCAACAGCAGCUCUGCGCUGGGGGAGCUCUUUGACCACGGCUGUGAUGCUGUCUCCACAGGUGCGGCCCCAAAGUUUUUUUUUUGCCAGUUUUAAUUUGUGUUGCUUUACAGUACCUGACCAAGUGUAUUUCAAGCAGUGGGCUCCCCUGUACUUUUGUCUAGAGUCUGGACUAGACUGCAUUUAGUGUUUAGCAUCAUAGCAACCAGUGUAUCAUAUUGACUGACAACGUACAUUAUUCUAUGCCUCAGAAGUAUGAUACAUCGUUACUCAUUAGUUCUCAACUUUCUCCCUCUCUCUCUCUCUCUGCAGUCUUUGUUGCCGUGGGAACAUGUAUAUCCUGUGGGAUAGGAAGCUACCCUGAUUGGAUGUUCUUCAGUGGCUUUGUGGGGAUGUUCAUGUUCUUCUGUGCACACUGGCAAACCUAUGUUUCCGGAACACUGCGCUUUGGCCUGUAAGUAGGAAUGAUGCCCAAUUAUAUUAUUUGUUUACCUGUUGCUGGGCAGAUAACGACUACUAUUUGUUUUUGACGUAGUACUUAAGUCUAGUCCAUCGUGCUUCAUAAAAUAUACAGUCUGGUUAUGAUCUAUGAGUUGUAUAAAUUCUCUCCACCCAGGGUUGAUGUGACGGAGGUCCAGAUUGCCAUCGUUGUCAUGUAUGUGAUGUCAGCUUUUGGUGGAGUGGCCCUUUGGGACUACAGG
Messenger RNA from Coregonus sp. 'balchen', 4755 nucleotides. NCBI's taxonomy places the organism in Eukaryota, Metazoa, Chordata, Actinopteri, Salmoniformes, Salmonidae. The record is from the annotation of a GenBank genome assembly.